AUGGAACCGAGAAUCCAAUCACUCCUUCUCGACGAUAACUUUACAAUAGACAACCAGCUGCCGUUUCCUCUCGGUCCUUUCGCCCAACACCACCAGUCCCAACACACUCACAACCAUUCCAGCCAUCAGCAUGGCUCGAGACCGUCCCCCGUAGAGCCCAGCGCCCCUCGUCCGGCGAGUUUUUCUCUCCAUGACAUCUACAACCCAAACGCGAAGGACUCGCAUCACCAUGCCACCUUCGCAGGCCGACAGCUGUCCGCCAGCUCUCGCCCGCCACCUUCGCCCCCGUCGACCUCCUUAACGCACGAGCAACACACCCAGCACAACCACCCGGGCGCCUCUUCGUCGCAACCCGCCGCGCGACCGCCUAAGUCUGUGCCGCUGGCCGAGGUGCUAAAUGGCCACGAGCAGACAUCAUCCGGCUUCAGCGGAUCGGUCAACGAGCUGCUUGACAACAGCGGCAGCGCCCCAGGCAACAAUUCACCUAAGAAGCGGCGAAAGGUCGACGGCAGUGGCAUGGGUGAUCAGAAUAUCUUCACGCUCCCCAAGCCCACGCUUCCCGUCAAGAAAGGCGCGCGCCGCCCACGCAUCCCGCCGCUGCUGCAGGGUCUGCACCAACCGCCGCCCAACGCAGGCCUGUUCCCGCCGAUUACGGGCGAGAGGGUCGCCAGGGAGGGGUGCCCACCGCCCCCGCCACCGCCUCCCGCGACGACGAAGAAUGCGAUGACACAGCAGCAGAAGCAGAAGUCGACGUCAACCCCAGCGCCUCGAGUGGAGCCCAGGGCGCCGGAAAAAGUGACGCCGAUCGAGUCCAAACGGUUGAGCCCGGUUCAGGAUGGCGGCAAGGCGCCGCCUAAAUCCACUGCGUCUGAUGCCGCUGCUGCAUCCAGCGCUAAGCCCUCGGCCAAAACCCAGAAAGCAGAGCCGAGCAAAAGGCGGAAGAAGUGGACGGAGGAGGAGACGACGACUUUGUUGAAGGGCGUUGCAAAGUUCGGCAUCGGGAACUGGAAAAAGAUUCUGGACUGUCCUGAGUUCUCUUUUGAUGGUAGGACGGCUGUGGAUCUCAAAGAUCGGUUCAGGACGUGCUGCCCGGACGAGUAUCGGAAGAUGAAAAAGCCCAAGGCUGGUGGUACGGAGCUAGAUGCUACGGCUGGAGCAAGCGAGGCGUCCACGGCAGAGACCGCGUCCGGCAAGCAAGUGUCCAGUCUGGUUACAUCCAACAUCCUCCUUCCUGGCCCGUCAAAUGGCCCAGUUAGAAAGAGGCGUGGCCCCAAAGUCCACCGAAAGGAUUCGCAGGCCCUGGCUUCUAUCGGCAUAGAGGCCCCUUUCACCAAGUCGACUCGAAGAGAGCGUCGAGAGUUUACGGAACAGGAAGAUGCUGCGCUACUGCGCGGUUUUGAGAAACAUGGUCCUCAUUGGCAUGUCAUUCGCAACGAUCCGGAUCUUGAACUAACCCAUAGGCACCCUACAGAUCUGCGUGAUCGCCUCCGCAAUAGAUGGCCAGAAAAGUAUGCCGAAGCUGGUUAUAAGAUUAAACUGAAGGAGAAGAAUAACAAGCAGGAGAACCAGGAUGACGCCGGCGCCGGCCCCUCGGCACCCGAGUCUUCCGAAGACAAGGAGCCCUCCAAGAGGAUGUUUUUGCAAGAUGACAAUGCUAUGCUCACUGCGAAUGUGGCACCACACGUAAAUCCAAUCGGCAUGACCAGGAAAAAGGCACCUGGUUUGAAAUCGCUUCUCACGAACUAUCCCUUUCCGGAUCCUUUUACGGAGGAUGACGACUUUACAUCAGAUCUUCCUUUUGAGGGAGAAUGUAGCCCUGUGAUUUUGAGCAGAGACAUCUUCUCCUAUGCCCAGGGGCAGCCCAAUGCUUUCGAUUUGUCUGUCAAUUCGCAUGCCGACCAUAGCCACAUCAACCCAUUGGACACGCUCAAGAUCCCAAAAACGUCCAGCACGACUCAGCAGCCGCAUUCCAGUACGAGCCUGCCACCUCUUUGGCUUCCUGCACCUCUGACUGCCGGCCUGUCCUCAAACUUGGGAUCCAACAUGCUGCUAGCAUCAUCCUCAGCACCGUCGUCGAGGUGUAUUGCUACAGCUGCUAGCACAAGUACGGCUGGAGGUGGCAAUAGUGGAACAGUCAGCCUUCCUGGCCCGGCCGAUCUGCUGAUGGGACUGGACCUCGAAGGCAAGAAUGACGGCCAUAGCUCGAACUUCAUCUGGGAGGACACCACUCCUUCUCGGCAACUAUUCGAUGGACGCUUGAACGAAGAGGAGGCGUGA
This is a messenger RNA of Diplodia corticola, 2277 nucleotides long. RefSeq names its product myb dna-binding domain containing protein. The record is from RefSeq and is a predicted model, not a curated record. The transcript has a single exon. The coding region runs from base 1 to 2277 and encodes 758 amino acids. NCBI's taxonomy places the organism in Eukaryota, Fungi, Ascomycota, Dothideomycetes, Botryosphaeriales, Botryosphaeriaceae.